Messenger RNA from Rhagoletis pomonella (apple maggot), 691 nucleotides. RefSeq lists its product as uncharacterized. The transcript is spliced from 2 exons. Lineage: Eukaryota; Metazoa; Arthropoda; Insecta; Diptera; Tephritidae. The record is from RefSeq and is a predicted model, not a curated record. Bases 91 to 636 code for a protein of 181 amino acids.
AAACUGUUAAAACGACCGUUAACCCAGAACCAUAUAGUGGCCGAAAUCCACAAUCAAAUUGCCAAUUCACAAGUAGAAACUGCAGUCAUCAUGUGGGUACCCAGCCACGUAGGCGUAGCAUGUAAUGAAAAAGCUGACACUGCAGCUAAAACUGCAGUGAAUCACGGCCAGACGCUUUCGAUUGACUUAACGCCACAAGAGGCACUUAUACAAAUCAAUACUCUACUAUGGACAGAGACUAAGGACAAGAUAAAGGAAAAAUGUGUAGACUGGGACCAUAAUAUCAUCAAUAGUUUUGCGAUGAAGGAAAGACGACCUUGGUUUAAGGACAAGAGAUUUGACUUAGAGCCUUAUGACAUGAAGCUCCUCAACAGACUAAUUACCGGACACACAUACAACAGCAUCUAUUUACAACAAUUUGUACCAAAUGUUAGUGAAUACUGCAACACUUGCAAUACGCUGGAAACUCCUGAUCAUCAAAUCUUCCACUGUGAUAAGUACAACGCUAUGAGAACGAAGUUUAAACUCUUUGACACGUACAAGACCAUAAAUGAAAUUAUCACCACUAAAAAACCUGAGCUUUUUAAAGAGCUAAUAAACUUUUUGCGAGAAACCAAACUAGAUGGAGCACUCUAGGCCAUAGCACACCAACACCUCCACCCAUAUUCGGCACAGCAAGGAGCAUCAAAGG